Messenger RNA from Lachancea thermotolerans CBS 6340, 621 nucleotides. It is a transcript of the gene SCM4, whose product is annotated as Scm4p. Gene Ontology annotation, biological process: autophagy of mitochondrion. The transcript has a single exon. Gene Ontology annotation, cellular component: mitochondrion. The record is from RefSeq and is a predicted model, not a curated record. Bases 1 to 621 code for a protein of 206 amino acids. Lineage: Eukaryota; Fungi; Ascomycota; Saccharomycetes; Saccharomycetales; Saccharomycetaceae.
AUGUCUGUCUGUCUCGCUGUUACCAAAACCGUCGCGGUGUCCUCUCUCGGGAUCUACUGCGGAAUGCUGACCUCCGCGUGCGUGGCGUCGUACGCGGCGCCCGUGGACGUCUUGACGCAGCUCGCAAAGCCCGCGCGCGUGAUCGCGCGCGUGGGCGGCGCGCUAGCCGCGGUCUCGAGCGCGUUCUUCGCGCUCAGCUACUUCGGCGCCCCCGCGCACUGGCGCCAUCCAUACCUGCUCUACGGGAUGCUCGUUGCGCCCGUCUCCGCCGCGUACGUGGCCGUGGUGGCGCGCGUGCGCGGCGCGCAUUGCCGCCGCGCGUGCGAGAAGCGUCGCGCCCAGUCCGCGUCCGUGCAUGCCUCCACGCCCGCGAGCGCCGCACCCGAGCCCGCGCUGGACGACUCCGUCGUGGACCUGGGCGCCGCUGCCGCGGCGGCUGAAUCGGCCCCUGAAACACACGUGACCUCCGCCGAGCACGUGCCCGUUUCCCAUCACGUGACCCCGGCCUCCGCCGCCUGUGCCCGCGCGGCCGCCCGCCACGCCGCCGUUUUGCUCCUUCCCGCCGCCGCUGGCCUGCUGGGCUCCGUCUUGGGCCUCUACGGCGAGGGCCUCUUUGUUUAG